UUGUUUUUGUAUAAACACAGUAUAAACAUACCCUCUGCGUGAUCUUGUGAUGGCGUCUGCUGAUCUGAGAAAGGAGCUUGAGUGUUCCAUUUGUCUAAAGGUUUUUAAGGAUCCUGCAACACUGCAAUGUGGACACAACUUCUGCCUGGAUUGUAUCACUCAUGAGUUUCAAGCAAAAAAAAGGCUUGAAGGUUAUAGGCAACAAUAUGAAGUCUACUCCUGUCCAGAGUGCAAAAAGGAGUUUUACGGUUUGGAUGCAAUUAUAAAGAAUGUAAACCUGCGUAACAUGACAGAGCGUUUAUUCAGUAAGAGCCCCACUACUCCUGGAACCAUCUGUACCUUUUGUGUAGAGUCUCCUACUCCUGCGGUACAAUACUGUCUGCACUGUGAAGCUUCUCUCUGUGAUAAUCACCUGACAGUCCACAGCAAGUCAGUACAACAUGUCUUAACUGAUCCCAUCCCUCAUUUGGAGAUCGAGAAAUGUUCUGACCAUAAUAAAAGCCUGGAGUAUUACUGCACUGAGGACUCUGCUUGUAUCUGUGUUUACUGCUGUCUGAUCGGAGAACAUAAAGGACAUAAGGUUACUGCUUUGCGUGAAGACCUUCGUACACAACCAAAAGAUCUGGAGGCAACCAGAAGAGUCUCUAAACAAGAUGCAGGGCAUUCUCUCAUAAUCUCUGAUCUGAUCAAGGAGCAGAAAAACAAGAUGGUCUCCAGUGAGAUUCUGCACACUGAAGAGCCGGAUCCAUUGCCUCACUUACAAGACUCAGCAAUGAUGUCUCCUGAUCUGAAAAAGUACCUGGAAUGUUCCAUCUGUCUGAACAUUUUUACGGAUCCUGUGACCCUGAGAUGUGGACACAACUUUUGCUGUAACUGUCUUAGUCGUGACCUGGAAACACACAAGGUACUUGAAGGUGUUAUCUUUGAGAUGGAAUAUUACUUCUGUCCUGAGUGUAAAGACAGGUAUUCUGAAAUGCCUAAGUGGGUAAGCAACAUAACCCUACAUAAGAUGGCAAAGAUUUUACUUAGCCAGACCAAGAAAAGCCUGACUGCUUCUGGAACCAUCUGUACGUAUUGUGUGGACUCUCCUACACCUGCUGUCCAAUCCUGUCUGCACUGUGAAGCUUCUCUGUGUGAUAAACACCUAAUAGUCCACAGAAAGUCAGCACAACACUUUUUAACUGAUCCCAUCACUUCACUAGAGAUAAGCAAAUGUUCCGAUCAUUAUAAAAUACUGAAGUAUUACUGUACUGACGACUCUGCCUGGAUUUGUCUCUACUGCUGUCUGAUUGGGGAGCACAAAGGACAUAAUACAGUUACCAGAGGAAGCUGGAAAAACAAUGACGCCACUCUCUAUACCUAGCUGACUUAUGCCUCGUACACACGACCAGUUUUCCCGUCGGGAAAACUGCCGUGACCGAUUUUGGCCGGGAAAACUG
Messenger RNA from Rana temporaria (common frog), 1439 nucleotides. RefSeq names its product E3 ubiquitin-protein ligase TRIM8-like. The record is from RefSeq and is a predicted model, not a curated record. Bases 50 to 1363 code for a protein of 437 amino acids. Lineage: Eukaryota; Metazoa; Chordata; Amphibia; Anura; Ranidae. Gene Ontology annotation, molecular function: zinc ion binding. The transcript is spliced from 2 exons.